UCUUGUUAAAAAAUAGUACAUGAAGCUAUCGAUGUUGCGACGGUCCUGUUAUCCGUAAGCGGUCGAGACCGACUAGAUAACGUUGGAAUCCUGAAUUCUCGAUAAGCUCAUAUCAUUCCGGGAACGCGGCUUUUAAAGUAGAAAAUUAUUUUAACACUCGUGAGCACUAUUUAAAGUCCUACUGUGGACUUAGUUUUAUUGCUCAAAAUUUCGAAUAGAAGAUCGAUUGUAUUAAAAAAUGAUGUAUGAAGCUGCCGAUGUUGCGACGACCUAGCUAUCCAUUAGAGUCAUAGCCGGCAGGUCUUCAGAUGCACCAAUCUUCGUGUGAUGAGACCUAAUUCAAUAUUACUUGCGAGAUAUCGAGUAUUACCGAACGAAUGACUGCAUAUUUCAGUGUAUUUUCAAAAUCUUUUGAUUCGAAUUUUGUCUAAACAUUAAAGUACUAUCACUUUAUAUUGCUAAUAAUAUUUACACAUAUAGAUUGAAUAUAUUAGAAUUCUGUUGACAAAUAUAUAUAAAAUACAUAAAUUUGUGACUACAAUCAAGAAUUAAUGAUUAUUUGAUAAAAAAAUAAUAAUUAGUUAAUAUUAGGUCUAUCGGAAAGUUCUGUCCGUUUUUAGAAUAAAAUAAAAUAAUAAAUUUUUCAUACCUUGAAUAAACUUUAUUGAAUAAUAUAAUUGCCAUCAUUAUUUAUGACUUCUUGCCAGCGUGAUAGCAAUUUGUAUAUCCCAUGUUUAAAAAAUACCUUAUCCCUAGAGGCGAAAAAUUGAAUUAGUGUUUGUCUCAUAUCUUCUUUGUUUUUGAAUUUUUUGCCCUACAAAAAAUUUUAUAAGGACAGAAACAAGUAAUAAUCGGAGGAUGCUAGGUCCAGGGAGUAUGGUGGAUGCGACAGAAUUUCCCAGCCUAGCUCUAGGAAUUUCUGAUGGGUCCCUAAAGCAGUAUGUGGCGGCCUGGCAUUAACAUGAAGCAGUAUGAUGUGUUUCCCAUUGAACAUCGCCGGCCUCCUUUCUUGGAGUGCUGUUUUUAAAUUAUCCAAUUGCUGACAGUAUCUCACCGAAUUUAGCUUGUCGUUUGGUUUCAACAGCUCAAAAUGUAUUGGUCCUUAAAUGUCCCACCAUAUAUACAACAUUCUCGUACUUAGAGUAUCUUCGGUUUAGAGGUGGAGGAGGCAGCUUUUCUGGAUUCACAAUAGGCUCUUUUCCUUACGAUGUUUUUGUAGGUAAUCCACUUUUCAUUCCCAGUUAUCAUUUGAUCUAAGAAGGGUUCGAUUUUGUUCGAUGCAAGCAGAAAUGUGCAUAUAAUGACUUAAUCAUUCAAAUUCUUCUCAUUUAACUCAUGUGAUACCAAUCUUAAAUAUUUCCACACCAAUCCUAGUUUCCGAAUAUGAUCCGAAAUGGUUUGUUGAGUCGAAUCAAGCCUUUCCGCGAUCUCCGAUGUUGUCAAAAAAGGAUUUUGCUCUAACAUGAUAUUGACAAUAUCGUCAUCGUCGAUUAAAGAUGGUCACCCGGAGCGUGGCUUAUCAGAAAGAUCGAAAUCACCUAUUUCAAAAUUUUCGAAUCAUCUUCUGCAUAAUCUAUCAGAAAUUGUACCUUCACCAAACAUUUCCAAUAAAUUUUUACACGCUUCUAUAACAUUUCUUCCUUGUUGGAAUUCGUACAAAAUACAGUGGCGUAAAUGAACUUUAUCAGUAGCCAUGGAUACACGAUCUCAAUACUAACAUGAAUCAUCUUCGUUUAGUUCAUUCUAGUAUGCAUACAUUCAGUGAUAAAAAAAGAGAAGCAAAUAUGCGUCAAAUGAAUAUGCACAUACUUGUUGAAAAUUGUUGUAACGGACAGAACUUUUCGGUACAUCUAAUGUAUACUUACAUAUUAUUUUUAUAUCAAUUUCAAAGAAAUAAUAGGUUACCUUUGUUUUAUAUAGUAAUUUUAAUAUAAAUGUUGCUAAAACUAAAUAAACUAAAGUGCUGUACAUGUACUUUUUAAUUAUUAUAAUAUAUCAUGUCCAAAUAUUAAAAUUAUUUAUUAUACUAUCUUCACGGAGAGAACGAUUUUGUUCCAUUCGGUUUGGAUGGACAGUGUAAGGAUCAAGUGGAGGAAUUUGAGCACGCUACUCAGAGCCGUAUACAUAAAACAAAGUACCGUUGUAUCUAACUAUUAACUCUCUAAUGUUCGAAAUAAAGCGUAAAAGCUUAUGUGCGCGGGGUCCUUUUCCGGCUGUAUUCGGUUCUGAUAGCCUGCAGGACCCAUUUGAUAACAUGGAGGGGGCAAAAUGGGCGUUCCGUCGAGCGGGAUUUGACCGAACCAUAUGAAAUGCUGAUCGUUUUUUCCGUGAACACAAUAUAUAUAUAAUUAAUAGUAAAUGGUUUAUAUAUAUAUAAAUAGAGAAAUGAUGGCUUUACCCAUAGAGAUCUGGGAACAGAUAUUUUUAUAUGUUGAUACAAUAACUCUUACAAAAUUAAAAGUUGUAUGUAAUUCUUGGAGAGAAAUUAUUGAUAAAAUCUUAAAGGAACGUAACUUUUGGUAUAAAAAAUGUAAGGAAGAAAUAUCACAAAAUAUAUGGAGUUUACUGUUUGAAACAUUAUAUCCUAAUAGAUCAUAUGUUGAUUUGAAAAAUGCAAAAAAAGAAGGAGAAAUAUGGAUGAAUAUGUAUAAAUGGUGGACUAAGUGCAAGAAAUUAACAAAUUAUAAUAUUUUUCUUGAAAAUUUAGAUCCAUUGCCAAAAUAUCAUUUUCAAGAAAUCAUUACCUGUACUGCAGUAUUGGAAAAUACUUUGGCUAUAGGUACAUCCAAAGGAUAUAUUUAUUUUUACAAUAUUGAUGCUUUAAAUAAUAAACCAAUAUAUGUAGCAAAUCAUAUGGAAUUUUUAUAUAAAAUUAAAUUUUUGAAAAAUAGUAGAAAAAUUAUUCUUGUAUCUUCUUGUAUAAAUGGUCAUAUCAAAUUCUGGGAUCUUGAAUCUAAGGAACUCAUUAAAAAGGAUCAUGGAAAAUUACUCAGUACAAGUCAAAGUUAUUGCUAUACUGUCAUAAAGAAUACAUUAAUUGUCCAAGGAUGUAUUCCCAGGACAUUGUAUGAACUUCCUGUUGAUGAAAUUGUUGCUGGUGCUGCAGAUGGUAAUAAGAUAUCCUUUUAUACAAAGAAAGGACAUUUCAUUAAUGUACAAUUGGCAGAAGGUGAAGAAGUAUUUAUCACAGAAUUUGUAAAACCACCAAAACUAUAUAUCCGUGAUUAUUAUAUGUUUACUAAUAUAGCAGUAUGUAUUACAGAACAUGGACACUUAGGUUUUUCUAUUCAUGGUGGAAAGUGGAAAUUUCAUAAUAUACUUCCCAUAUUUCAUGGAACACCCACUGCUGUCUUAGUUUAUGCACACCUUCUCGUAUUAGGUUUAAACUCAGAUAAAGUAUUUUCUUCAUCUACUGUCUCAUAUCUAACCAUUUGAAGUCUAUAACAGCCAUCUUCAUCUUGUACAUAUUGAAAUCGCUUAUGACCACUAGGUAAUUGUAAAUGAUGUGCUUCAAUAAGAUGUUUAGUUAAGCGAUAACUUUUUCUAUAUUUAACAGGACAUUCAUGACAACAAUACCAUCUCACUUCUAAACUAUGUAUACGUUCAACAUGUCUACAAUAAUUAAAAUUUUUAUGAUAGAUAUAGUUUCACAUAUUAUCAUAGUAGAUAUAUAAAAAUCAAAAUACCUGUCUAAUGUAUAAGCACCCUUACAAGUGAAAGAACAACCUUCAUAGUGACAAGAGAAAUUAGGUCCAUUUGUAUGAACAGUCAUAUGGGAAUCUAAAUCUUGUUGGGACUUAGCAGCAUGAGAACACAACUGACAUGGAAAAGUUCUUGUGGAUACAUGUCGAUACCUCACGUGUUUUGCUAAACUGGCUGGAGAUUCACAAGUCAUAUCACAUAAAGUACAUUUAUAAUUAAAUACAUGCAAUCUCAUAUGAUCACGGAGAAUGCCUUCUGUUGGAUAGAAUUUAUUACAAUGUGAACAUUGAAAUCCUUGCACUGAAAAAUAAAUCAUUAAAGUAGUAUGAUAAAAAUUACAAAAGUAAUGUGAAAAAUAUCUAAAGAAAAUAAAAAGAGAAAUAUAAUGUUUGAUAUUUGUCUUACCAUCUAUAGGAAUUUGCCUUUUACAAUGAGUAUGAAAUUUUGUAUUGGAAGCAAACAUAGUACCACAAUCCGGACAAGCAACUAUUUUUUCUUUAGUAUGACAUCUCAUAUGAUCUCUAAGUUUAUAUAAACUAGGAUAUUUAUUUUUGCAUCCAGUCCAUUUACAUUCAAUUCCACCUUCUACUUUAUUACCACGUGGAUUAGUAUCUAUAUGAGCAAUUAUAUGAUACAAAUACAUCUGAUAAUUAGAAAAAAUUUUUAAACAUUCUUCCCAUCUACAGAUAUGUGGUACUGGUGAAUCAAAAAUAUUCUUGCAAUCUGCAUCUCUAUUACAUUUCUGUAAAAAAUUUAUUUUUUUAUGAUAAACAAUUUACUUGAUACCAUUGAAAUUAUUUAAUUAUCAUUAUAAUUACAGGUAAUUUUAUUCUUCCACGAAUAUUUGUUCCAAUACACUUUAAUUUAGUAUGAUAAGAAUGGUAAUUGACGUGUCGUGAAAUUUCGUCAGAAAUACCACUUUCAUAUGAACAAUUUUUCCACUUACAUACAUAAACCUCUGUAUUGUCUUCUUUAACUUUUAUUUCUAAAUCGCUUAUAUGAUUAGCAACAUGUCUUGUAAAUACUUCAAUGUAAUUAUUAUCAAAUUUACAAUCUUUCCAUUCACAAACUAAAUGUAAAACUUCAUGCUUUAAAUAUUUCCCUACUCUACGUCUUUUACCACCACAUUCUGAAACGGAAUCAAAUUCAGAAUCGGUUUCAUAGUCGUUACAACUAUUUUCUGUUUUAUCUUUGGAUGUGUCUUCAGAAUACAAAUGUUCAUUCUGUGAUUCCACCCAGAUACUACAUCUUUCUUGCAUUUCAUUAGAUGUAAUUGAUGUUGUAAGAAGUUCUGUCAUUUUGUUUGCACAAUAAUAAUCAAAUCACAAUAUUUUGUAUUAGAAUAAUAACAAAAACUCUUCUGCUUUACAAACCGAUGCUUAACCUGUAAUUAUACACUAUCGCGUAUAAUUAGUUCGAAAUCAUAGUCAAUGUUUAUAAAAAAAAUAUUAAAUAUACUACUUUUAGACAUUUAAGUACUUUUCAAUCAGCUAUUAGGUCCUAUUAUUUAUUUCGUAAAGAAGUGGAUAAAAUUACUGAUGAAUUUGGCCACUUUUAAUGUGUACUAUGUAUGAAUAUUAUUCAAAAAUUUACAUUAUCAUAAUAAAUUGAAAAAUAAUAACAUUUAUAAAAUAAUAAAUACUAAGGUAAAAAUAUUUGCAACGUGCACAUCAAACGUAAUAGAAAUAUAAACACAACUAUCCGCCAUCACAGACCAACCGUUCGCGCGUUAAAUUCAAAAUCAUUUUUAAUAUAACAUAUUUUUAUUAUUUAUUAAUUCAAGUCAUUUAUUGACGUUUCAAAUCUCAAACAAUACCCUAUUUUUAUAAAAAGAUUUUUGUUAAAUCAACUUUUCAGAAUCUAAUUAAUAGAAAAUAUCAAAAUGUAGUCAUUAGCUUGACUGUACUUGCAUUAUUCACAUUAGGUAAAAAUAAUUUUUAUAAUGCAAACAAUAUAGAUUGCCUAAAUCUCUCCACGUGAAGAUUACUGCAUAUGAAGAUUCUCAUGAAUUAUAUUAUAAUUAAUUAAUUUUUAUGUAUCUAAUCUGAGCUAUAUAAAUCUUGUUUAGUAAGUAUCCAUUCUAUGUAAAUAAAAUCUAAUGAAAAUGUAAAAAUCAUACUCAUCUACCCUUUUUUAUAAUUUAAAUAAAUGUAU
Molecule: messenger RNA, 5856 nt
Organism: Vespa velutina
Lineage: Eukaryota; Metazoa; Arthropoda; Insecta; Hymenoptera; Vespidae
Exons: 9
Coding region: 2359-3435 (358 amino acids)
Molecular function (GO): protein binding
Source: RefSeq, a predicted model, not a curated record